This is a messenger RNA of Aplysia californica (California sea hare), 7394 nucleotides long. RefSeq names its product exportin-7. The transcript is spliced from 30 exons. Gene Ontology annotation, biological process: protein export from nucleus. The record is from RefSeq and is a predicted model, not a curated record. NCBI's taxonomy places the organism in Eukaryota, Metazoa, Mollusca, Gastropoda, Aplysiida, Aplysiidae. Gene Ontology annotation, cellular component: nuclear pore; cytoplasm. The coding region runs from base 26 to 3307 and encodes 1093 amino acids. Gene Ontology annotation, molecular function: nuclear export signal receptor activity; small GTPase binding.
CAGAUUAUUGCGGAGGAAAACAAAAAUGGCGGACGAACAGGAACUGUUGCAGCUGGAGAACUUGUGCAAGCAGCUUUAUGAAACUGCAGAUGGCAACAUUCGUGCUGAGGCAGAGAAGGCAUUGGUGUCCUUUGCCAACUCUCCAGAUUGUCUUAACAAGUGCCAGUUGUUGUUGGAGAGAGGAAAUUCUGCAUAUGCACAGUUGCUUGCAGCUACCACCCUGACAAAGAUGGUGUACAGACCAAAUGUAACGUUGCCAUUAGAGCAACGUGUGGAUAUCCGCAAUUACGUUUUGAAUUACCUUGCAACUCGACCAAAGCUGACUCAUUAUGUUUCACAGGCCCUAGUUCAGCUUUUUGCAAGGAUUACAAAAUAUGGGUGGUUUGAUGUGAACAAAGAGGAAUUCGUUUUUCGCAAUGUUGUGAAUGAUGUUGGAAAAUUUAUUCAGAGUGGUUCCACACACCAUGUGAUGAUUGGAGUCCAGCUGCUUUCUCAACUCGUGUGCGAGAUGAACCAAGUUAGUGAGUCAGAAGCCAGUCGCUCACUUACAAAGCAUCGAAAGAUUGCAUCGUCUUUUCGUGACACUCAGCUGUUUGAGAUCUUUCAACUAGCUUGCUCCCUGCUCCGGUCUGCUGCUGGGAGCAUCAAGUCUCUAGACUUGAAUGAUAACAACCAGCACAGUCUCCUGUCCUAUUCCUUACGGCUUGCACACAACUGUUUGACUUUCGACUUCAUCGGAACAUCAACAGAUGAGUCAUCGGAUGAUUUGUGUACAGUUCAAAUCCCUACCAGUUGGCGAUCAGCCUUCCUUGAUGUAAGCACACUGGAACUGUUCUUUGACUUGUACAGUGGUUUACCCUCAUCAUUAUCUCCACUGGCUCUGUCAUGCUUAGUACAAAUUGCGUCUGUGAGGCGGUCACUAUUCAACAACACAGAACGAGCCAAGUUCAUCAACCAUCUUGUCGUUGGGGUCAGGGGAAUUCUGGAACGCCCUCAGGGACUGUCAGAUCCAAACAACUACCAUGAGUUCUGCCGUCUGCUAGCUCGCCUCAAAUCCAACUACCAGCUGGGGGAGUUGGUAAAAGUGGACAACUACCCGGAGGCCAUCAAGCUCAUCGCAGAGUUCACCAUCACAAGUCUGAGGAUGUGGCAGUUUGCACCAAACAGUGUUCAUUACCUGCUGAGCCUGUGGCAGCGCAUGGUGGCGUCUGUGCCGUACGUCAAGGCCACGGAGCCUCACAUGCUGGAGACUUACACGCCCGAGGUCACCAAGGCUUACAUCACAUCUCGCCUGGAGUCUGUGCACGUGGUGGUCAGAGAUCAAAUUGAAGAUCCGUUAGAUGAUCAUGGAAUGGUUGCACAGCAGCUAGAACAGUUGUCUACUAUUGGUCGUUGUGAAUAUGAGAAGACUUGCUCCCUCCUUGUCCAACUCUUUGAUGAAUCCGCCCAAAGAUAUCAAGAAAUGAUCUCAUCCGGACCUGCUGUGGAAUUAGCCGUUGAAGAAGGUCGGCUAACGUGGCUUGUUUACAUCAUCGGGUCUGUGAUAGGUGGCCGCGUCUCCUUUGCCAGCACAGACGAGCACGACGCCAUGGAUGGAGAGCUUGUCUGCAGAGUGCUACAGCUAAUGAACCUGACAGACUCGCGGCUAGCUCAAGGGGGCUGUGAGAAGCUUGACUUAGCUAUACUCAGUUUCUUUGAGCAGUUCCGGAAAAUCUAUGUGGGAGAUCAAGUCCAGAAAACAUCGAAAGUGUACAGACGUCUUUCCGAAGUGCUGGGCCUUAGUGAUGAGUCUAUGGUGCUUAGUGUCUUCAUAGGAAAAAUCAUCACAAAUCUCAAGUACUGGGGUCGCAGUGAAUCGAUCAUCUCGAAGACGCUUCAGCUGCUGAGCGACCUGUCCGUGGGCUACAGCAGCGUCCGCAAGCUGGUCAAACUGGAAGCUGUGCAGUUCCUGCUCAACAACCACACGAGUGAACAUUUCCCUUUCCUGGGAAUCAACUCUGGCAACGGCGCCCCGAGUGACAUGAGGUGCCGGACCACGUUCUACACCGCCCUGGGCCGUCUGCUGCUGGUGGACCUCGGGGAGGACGAGGAGAGGUUCUACCGCUUCAUGAUGCCUCUCACAGCACACUUCGAGAGCGUUGGAGGCUUGUUGGCGAAUGCGAAUGUAUCCAUAAACAUGGAGGAAGCUAAGAGGUCGUUGAUUGGCCUGGCUCGUGACCUCAGAGGCAUCACUUUUGCCUUCAGCAAUAAGACUAGCUAUAUGAUGCUGUUUGAAUGGAUCUACCCGUCUUACACCCCAGUGUUACAAAGGGCUGUGGAGUUAUGGUAUCACGACCCCUGUGUCACCACACCAGUCCUCAAACUGUUCACAGAACUUGCACAAAACAGAUCUCAACGUCUACAGUUUGAUGUGUCCUCACCCAAUGGAAUACUUCUCUUCAGGGAGAUUAGCAAAAUGAUUGUGUGCUACGGAUCAAGAAUUUUAACCAUUGGUGACAUUCCAAAAGACAGAAUCUACCCAAUGAAGUUGAAGGGCAUCUCAGUGUGUUUCUCCAUGCUGAAGGCUGCGUUGUGUGGGAACUACGUGAACUUUGGCGUGUUCCGGCUGUACGGGGACAGUGCGCUGGACGAUGUGCUGGCCAUGUUUGUCAAGCUGCUUCUCUCCGUGCCACAGAGCGACUUAUUGGACUACCCGAAGCUGAGCCAGAACUACUACGGCCUGCUGGAGUGUCUGGCCCAGGAUCACAUGACUUUCAUUAGCAAUCUGGAGCCUCAGGUCUUCCUUUAUCUGCUCUCCUCCAUCAGCGAAGGGCUCACAGCAUUAGACACGAUGGUGUGUACUGGCUGCUGUGCCACGCUAGACAACAUCAUCACCUACCUGUUCCGGAGGCUUGUGAACAAAAAGAAGAAAAAUCCUAAUCAGGUACCAGACAGUGAAGCGUUCCUCUGCAUUCUGGAACUACAUCCUGAAAUUUUACAACAGAUGCUGUCCACAGUGUUGAACAUCAUUAUGUUUGAGGACUGCCGGAACCAGUGGUCCAUGUCCAGACCUUUGUUAGGCCUUAUUUUGCUCAACGAAGAGUACUUUAACAAACUCAGGAGCAACAUCAUUUCCAGCCAGCCCGUGGAGAAACAAGAGGCUAUGGCCAACUGCUUUCAGAAUCUGAUGGAUGGGGUAGAGAGAUCUCUGCUGGCCAAGAACAGAGACAGAUUCACCCAGAACCUGUCUGUGUUUCGAAGAGAUAUCAACGACUCAAUGAAAGCCCCCAGCAACAGCCCGUCGUCUGACAUGAUGAACUAUGGAUAGCAGCUAGGUUGUUCCUUUAGGCUCUGAUUAUUUGUGAAUUUCUAGUUGCAUUCGUUGCUUAAAAGCCAUGAUUUGACCACAGAGAUGAGAGAGAAUGAGAUAUGAUACUUCGACUGGAAUGUCUGCUGAGGUUUGUGUGUGUGUGUGUGUGUACUACUCGAGCGAGAGUGUGGUGUUGUUUGGAGUAGAUCUGUGGCCGAGAGCCCGCUGUUGCUUUGAGUUGUAGGCUUCCUGCUGGUGGUUCUGAUGAUUUGCGUGCCGUGUGGGUCAGGGCAAGCUUCGCACAAAUCAAAACGUGUUUGAUAGUUCAUUGAUGGGAAAAACGACGAUACACUUUUCUUCUGAGUCUGAGCUUUUUUUUUUUUUUAGUUAGUUAGAUUGACUUGAACAAUACAAGCGCUGCAGUAAUAACUCUCAUCUUGAUAUGUUAGAGUGAUGAUGCCAGGAGCUGAAGUCUUGGAGGAAAAGAGCUUUUUCACAAGAUCACCUUGUUGUACAAGACUACAGUGAUGUACAUAUGUAGAACAGCUUUUUCUUUUUUAUAUAUAUUGGGAAAAAAAAGCAAGUUUUUCUCUACGUUUUUUUUUCCAAUCAGUGUCAUAAUAGCCACUUUAUUUUCAAAUCCAUGAUGGUCUUGGGUUAUUGGAAGGGUAGGUGAGGGCUAAGGUUUAGGUGAUGGUUUUGCUACAGUGGGCAAAGGUUACUGGUUCAGAGGCAAAGGCUUUCUCUUUAAGACAACUAUAGAUAUAUGGUGUCAGUUAUGACUUAAAGAAUUUUUUUUUCUUUGUCGUGAUCUCUUGGGUUGCGGGAGUUGAUCAUUGGUUGAUGAGUGUGGGUUCUGUCUCCUGUCGUUCAUGGUGGUCCCUCCAAGGUGCAGCUCCCUCUCUAUAAAGGUCCAAUUUCCGGUGAGCUUAUCUUAGGGCGUAAAGCAUUUUGUCCUUAUAAUUAUCACUUUGUGGUCAUUUGCCGCAAUAAUGCGAAGGUGAAAAUGAUCUGUUGGGGUUACUUUACACAGUUCUGCGACAGGCCCGAAAAAUCUGUCACGGUCGUUUUCCUGGCUGGGUGACCAGACAGGGGGGUAUUUUAAACUGCUGGCUGUGUGGUUGCAAAGUGUUAAGACUAUGUUGCCAUUGAUCCCCUCACUGCUGGGCCCUUGAUGUUGUCCUUUUUGACACCGCAGGACAGUCUUUGGCGAAUCAGUGAGGGGACCAGGCAUUUUGGAUCUCCUGAAACAAUGGAUGUAAUUUGGAGAGGGCACCAUAAUCUCAUCUGCAUCCUCAGGUUGUUCUUUGAUUCAUUUAUUUGCUAGUCUUUGAUCAUUUAUGCAAAGUGGGAGCCAUUUCUUUUUCUUUUAGUCAUUUACUGAAUGAUUUGAAUUACCAGGGUUUUGAGUCAGUGCAUUGUGCUAAUAAGCGUACUCAGUUAUUCACUUUCCUUGUUAUUCAUUAAAGGCAGCAUUUAAUUUUGUCUCUCUCAGAGCUUUCAUUUCUUCGUAGAGUAGCUUUGUGGAUGAAACAACCACAAUGGAAUCUGCUUAUUUUCUCAUUUUGUCUCCCACCGCAUCAGCUUAGUUGAGAUCUUCUUUGAACUGUUGUCGAGGAGGGACAUCAAUACAGUAAUGUAAACCUCUAGGGUCUUUUUUAAUGAUAACCCCCAUGAUAUUGCCUGUGCGAAGGGCACCAGAUUUUAAAUCUGAAAGUACUGGAUUGAAGUUGAACUAAAUUUAGGGUAUGCUAUCUGUUCUGAAAUAGCAAUAUGAAAUUGUGUGUGUUUCAGUUAUAGCAUGACUUUUCUAUUCUGAAACUGUAGCCUAUUUGAACUGUUAAAGUACAGAAAGUUGUAAUGAAUGUAUACUUUUGUUAACUUCUUCCAAAGUUGUAAUAUGGCCCUUGAAUCUAAAAACUAAUAAAGUGAUGUGAAAGAUGGAGAAAAAAAGCAUGUCUAAUAGUAACUGCAAAUAGCUUUGAACUGCAGUUGAAUAUCAGAUAUUUCUAAUUUGGUCUUGAUGGAAUGCUGAUGGUGUUGGAAAGUGAAUAUUAGUACUCUUCAGCAUCUCUUCAGUGGUAAGAAAAUAUGUCGGCACACGAAUAAGGUUAGUAAGGGUAACUUUAUGUAAAUGUUCAAUGCCUGUUUUAAUUACUGUAGAAUAGUAAUAAUGCUAAUAACAAUUGCAUUUUUAUAGCGCUUCUCCAUGCUCUACAGCAUACUCUAUGUGCUGUACAACAAUUGUCCCAGUAGACCCUAGAACACUCAGAAACAUUCUCGGCUGCCCCGGAAGCAGACAGUGCAAGCUGCGGAUUGCACAUGCUAAAAUACUAACAAACUGACGAAACCUUUCGCUGUCUAUAGCUGGGUAUCCAUUCCCACCUGGGUGAAGUGGGGAAAAUUGUGGAAAGUGCUUUGUCAAGGACACAACGUUGGGCCCCCCCUAUGGGAUUCGAACACUCUACCUUACUGUGGAGAGUCUGGGAGCCUAACUACAAGGCCACUGAUGCCUCAAGUAGUUUGAACAGUGUCAUCGAACUUCAUUAUGGCCAGAAUGUAGUAGCCAAUCUUAUUCUCAGUUGUGAAUAUUUGCUCUUGGUAGAUGUUUUAUGAAAAGUUUCUUGUGUGUGCAGAUAGCCGUUUAUGAUUCAAGAGUUUGUCGUCCACAUCUCAGCUUCCAGAGAGACUUUGUUGCGUUAUUCCACAGUAAAUCUCAUAUCGAAGAAAAAAAAAGUUGUGUGCUUUUUCUAUAGAAGAUUUUACUUUUCCAACUCAUGUAUAUGUGUGCACUGUAUAGCUCAAUGUGAAUAAGAUUUUUUAAAUUAGAUUUACUCAACGGUUUUCAAAACAGUUAAAUUUUCUUUUGUAUAAAACAGGUGGGAGUGUAUGGAGUUUGUUUAUGAAGGUCAGUUGAGUCUCAGGACAAGGCGAGGAAAAUUGCACUGAGCAAAAAAACAAACAAACACACAAAAAAAAGUUUUAUCUUACUUGUCUAUGGAAUCAUCAGCUGUUGGCUCUAUCUAUACUUUUGUUGCCUCAUCACUCUAUUUGAAGAAACAAAACUGUGAUUUGAAUGAUCACAGAUUAUCUUUCAAUAAUAAUAUGUGAGGCAUGGUGGGGAAAUCAGGCGCUCGUCAAAAUAAGGAAAUCCAAGAAACAGGCACUCUUUUGCCAAUUUGGCAAUUUUUAUCAAAAUUUUGGUUUUUUGCUAAAAACCUUUCGUGUCCAUAAAAAAGCACAUUUACAUGUGAAUUUCACAGAAAAACGAAGAUUAAAGGCACAAAAUCUGUAAUUGUUUUCAUUUUCAGGGAAUCUCAAGCUAUUGAAAUUGUCAAAUUUUGGCGGCCACUUUCUCGCUAAUAUUACCACUGAAACUGGGUGACCCCUCCUCCUUCAAUCGCAAAUAUCUUGACCUCUAUUCAGGAUAGAUGGGUAUUUUUUUCAUCGAAAGCAACACAAAUAGACAAGCUUUAAGAUGAUACCAAUAACUCCAAAUGCCCCCAAAUUGACGAGCGCCUGGUUCCACCGCGUUGUGUCGCACAUAUGGCCGUAUUUGUAAAUCUACCAUUUUAUGGCUUUGCCGGUGUUCUCUGUGCUCUUUUAUAAUGAGGGUUGUUACAAAUUAGGAAAUGAAGCUGGAAAGUUGAAACAGUGUUUCAGUGUUUUGCAGGUGAGCUGGAUAAAUGUAAAAACAGAACAUUUUGCACAUAUCAUGGCUGGACUGCUGUAGAAUGCUGGAAGGCUCGGUUUGCUAAUAUUGUUCUCAUUUGUACUUAUAGAAAGCAUGUGUGUGUUGUCAGUGUGUGUGUGUGAAUGCUGCAGUGUUGUUCAAGCUUGCAACAUUUAUGUUGAGUUCCAACGCAUGAACUUUUUGAUAGAGACAAGAGUGUGUGUGUGGCUCAGCUUGUUUGAGAGAUUGUUGCUGGCUGUUGUAGUUAGGAACGUCUGUGUGGCUGGCAGUGAUUGUUUUUAUGGUAUGAUGAUUUCCUGUAUUAUGUUUCUUUUAUUUUGUGUUCAUAUUUUUGUGCGUUUACCGCCACAAUGAGAGAUGACAAGUUUAUAUUAUAAAUAAAUGAUGUCUUGUGAUGCUUUUUGAAAAAAA